AUGAUCAUCUCUUCACGCAAGUCUCCGCGGUUGAGCUUGAGGCCAGGGAGCUUCAACUCUCUCGAUCGAGGUCCCAAGUCGUCCACUUCUUCUCGAUUCAACUUCAACCAUCUGAUGGUCUCGCCACCUCCUUCGCCCGGUCUCCCGGCUUUAGUACCGAGACAUGGGAAGAAACCGACGCCUACGCGUGCCCCGAGGAGAUAUAUGAGGGUGUUCUGCUGGAUGGUAGGGGUAGUGCUGAUAUUGUACUAUGGUUCCAUGAGGCUACAACUGGAGUCCUACCGGAAUCCAGUAGGAUGGGCAGCAUAUUCUGGAGUGGAAUACGAGAUGGUCGAAGAGUCGGUCUUACCGGAUUACCCGACGCCCGUGGUGGUAACAGACCAGCGGGGGAAAGUCAAGUGGACGGUUUCGAUUCCUCCGGACCACGAAUUCCCCUUGGAGCCUAAGCAAUACGCCGAGAUUUGUCAGCAGAAUACUGAGGUAGCGUCUCGCGUUUCCGACUUGCAUGCGCAUCUUAACCGCCAGCAUUUCCGCCAGGGAUACUAUCAUGUCGACAAGAACUUCAUGGAUGUGGCUGAGGCGGAGGCUUAUGGACUACUGCCUGGACUCAAGGCGAAGACGACCAUGAAAGAGGACGGAUCUCUGGUUGGAAUCAAUCAGGACGGCCUGAUCGAUUCGGGCGUCUGUGAAAAGACUCUGACUUUCCUGAUGGAGACUUCAGAUGCGAGCUUGGGGAAGACGCUGAUGAUGAUCUGGACUGCGUAUGGGUUGGCGCAGAAGGAGAGGAGGCAGUUUUUUGUCGAUGACUCGAGAUGGGCCUAUGGCAAGUACACCGACUACUUCAAACCUCCCCCAAUCCCAGCCUGCAGACCCCCUCCGAGGCAUGAGAUGCUACCAUGCCCACAUCAAGCACGCCAUCUGGUUGUAUCGGCAGCCACGGCUGCUUACACUUUUGGGAGCUCCUUCAAGGACGAAUUCGAGAAUUCCAAGAAGAUGGAAGUCGAUCGUCAAAAGGCUCUCUUCGCUCUAGCCCGAGCAGGCUAUCAAGCAUUGUUCCACCUCAACCACGUCGACCAGAAAUACGUUGAUGAACGCGCCACAGCGCUUCUAGAGAAGACCAUCCGUCCCCCACCCGAAGACGAGAACGGCAUGAUAAUCGGCGUCCACGUCCGCCACGGCGACCGCCACCCCUUUGAGUACCAAUACAAGGACUCCUACAUACCUCUCGAUGUAUACGGUAAAAUAUCCCGCGAACUCGUGGACAGCGCCCUCAGGGAUUCUGGCAAAGAUGGCGAGAAGAAUCAGAUGGCUGAGAGGCAUACAAUUUUUGUGCUCGCGUCCGACGACCCGGACGUCUACGACUCGGAGGAAUUUUCGCAUGCGGAACGAGCGCAAGAGCUGAUCAGACUCGCGUCUAAAAAGAGCAGCGAGUCGGCUCAACAGCCCGCAAGUGCAAUCCGUAAGUGGGUCGACGAGAAUGUUGGCUGGGAGGGCGGUUUCUUCGCUGGCAUGUUCUGGAGCUUGGGGAAGCCGACCAGUGUUCCGGUUACGGCUAUAGAAACCCCUACCACGAAGCUCCCGCCGACGGAUGAGGCGCUGCGGCUAAGGCAGCUUGUGGGGAGGGCGUACCUGCUGGACAUAGCAGUUUUGGGGACCGCUAGCGACAGGAUAAUCUGCACCGUCAGCAGUGUGGGUUGUAAGAUGCUGGCAGUGAUGAUGGGGUGGGAGAAUGCGAUGGAAAAGAAGAAGUGGGUCAACAUCGACGGGGACUUUAGCUGGACGGGUGUGGAUUGGUGA
This is a messenger RNA of Drepanopeziza brunnea f. sp. 'multigermtubi' MB_m1, 1797 nucleotides long. RefSeq lists its product as uncharacterized. Lineage: Eukaryota; Fungi; Ascomycota; Leotiomycetes; Helotiales; Drepanopezizaceae. Gene Ontology annotation, biological process: protein N-linked glycosylation. The record is from RefSeq and is a predicted model, not a curated record. Gene Ontology annotation, molecular function: alpha-(1->6)-fucosyltransferase activity.